Asterias rubens (European starfish) is the source of this 5279-nucleotide messenger RNA. RefSeq lists its product as uncharacterized. Bases 406 to 3768 code for a protein of 1120 amino acids. NCBI's taxonomy places the organism in Eukaryota, Metazoa, Echinodermata, Asteroidea, Forcipulatida, Asteriidae. The transcript is spliced from 15 exons. The record is from RefSeq and is a predicted model, not a curated record. Gene Ontology annotation, molecular function: endo-1,3(4)-beta-glucanase activity.
CUAAAAAUGAGUUAGGGAAGGGACGGUUUCCGUCGACACUGCUGAACGAAUGUACGUAGGGGCCAACAAGACAUAGGGCUAGUAUGUGAAGUUUAUGCUGCGCUUUGUACGAUCUUCAAGUCAACUUUACUGUUAUUCUAGCAGACACUGACGGCUUGGAACUACUACAAGAGACCAUGACACCAACAUUAACGGAGUAAGAACCUGCUAUUGACGCAGUGACUGAGGCAUCAUUCCUUGUACGCGAGAAAGUCAGGACACUCCACUCCAAGUCGCUUGCGCUGUCUUCAACAGCAAUCAGCCUUUACUGAACCCACGGCUAUGCAUUUUCAAUCUAUAAAUUGCCAUUGAAAGAAAACUGCCAAAUCAGCAUGAGGGUGACUUGAGAAUACCAAAUCCCACACCAUGACUACUUCUAAAGAGGUGGAGAUGGGAUGCGAUCAUCAACCAACUACGGAAGCUCCAAGACAGGAAGAUGGAGAGGGCGUGGUGGUCAGAGUUAAAGCCGAGCCACAUCAGGCAUCAAAGCGAGAGAUACGUUGCAAGUGGGUUUUAUGCGCGGGGGCUACGGCACUCGUUCUAGCGACAGUCUCGGUUAUUAUGUAUUUAGGAAUCACCAAUGAAGGUCCACAGACCGAGGUGACGACCAAACCACCAUAUGGAGAAAGAGGAGGACUUUCAGCAACCUGCCUGCAACUUCAAGACACCCCACUAGAUACAGUGGACCCUAGACUUUACUUCAACGAGUCCACCUUACUGAAUCAAGUCGCACCACCACAGCGCACCGGGACCUUACGGGACGCUGGUGCGUUACCCACCGGUCACUUUGCCUGUAAUCAGAUCAACCACGGACCUCUCACACCAAUCAGGCAGUUCCCUCACUCGGCAAUAAUGUCCGAUAAGGGAAUCACGUAUGAUGCGUACACUCUCUAUGGAUGGAACCAGACUAGUAGACAAGACCCAUUUUAUCAGCUGACACCGGGGAUGACCGAUGCACCUUGGGAGAAAAUGGAGUCCGUUGGUGUAGGGAUGAAGCAGAUGGUCUCGGGACCGGAUGGAGCACCCUUUGCCGAAUUCACCGGUUUGUCUGGUAUACGUGUCGGGAUAGCCGACUCCGGAGAACCGACCCUUACAGACUUUGGUGAGAUGUAUGCAGACUUCAUGUACAUGGAUACCCAUAGUGGUACUAUGGAGUUACCCAUAGUCAGAGGUGCUGCAAUGUUGACUCAUAUCUUCACUGGUGCCAACCCGGUGGUGUACCCGUACUGUCUGGUAGCUGUCAAUGGAGAAGAUGCUGACUAUGAAUGCCCAGAAGAGCGAUCAACUGCUGAUAGAGGAUCUGCAUACAUCCAUGCCUCAUGUAACAACAUCACUGAGGAGUUAAACCUCAUCAUUCAUCUAACAAAACCCAUCUCUGAUGUCAAUGAUGUACAAUGGGCAGCUACUGAGGAACACAGUUGGCAAACAGAUCGUGAAAUGACAACAUGCAAUAGUACAACGUGCAAUCUCUCUAAUAAUGGCUACACCGUCAACAUAACGGCACAGAAGGCUCGUGGAAUGAUGCUUUAUGCCGUCAAUAUAAUCGGCUUAUUCUCGCUUCCGCAACACGACUACGUAAAGUACUGGGUCACCGCGCCAGGAAGGGUUCAGUGUGCCGUUAAUUCGACGGAAAUGACGGAGGAGUAUGGCACUCGUCAGCCGCCUUGGUUUUACGGCAGUGCCGAUGUCAACGCAGUGUGCAACGAGUCCAGAUGGGUGGAAAUCACUGCUGAGGUCAGCCAAUCGAUACGAGGACUGGAAGAGAUCCAGUAUAUCGUUAGUCAAUCGAGUCAAUGGCAUAGCAAACUACCCUGGACGUCAUGUACACCACAUACAUGCUCAUUGUCUACAGACGGACUAUCAGUAAAAAUAUCUACUGAGGUGACGUAUGAUGACGUCAGCUAUUCCGUCAACGUGAUUGGUCAAUACGUCACAGAAGCGGUGCCAUUUAAUUGGAGGAGACAACCUAAAAAGGUUCGAUGCGAUGGCCAACCUGUGCAAAUGAUUGGGUCCAAGGUUGAAAUCAAGUCCAAACAUUUCGUCUUUGAACUUUCCGAGCCGCUCGAUACCAAUCCUAAUCCGAGUUCUACGAGGAAAUUUGCAGCAUUCUUUUCUGAGGAAAUGAACUUAGUGAUUCCUGAGGACCGUUCUGCAGGAAUGUUUUCUCCAGUUGAUGAAGGGAGAGACAAGUUUACAGGCGUGAUGCAACUCGUUUAUGCAGGUUCUGGUACAAGGGGAGAUUUCACCCAGGUCAAUAACCUAAAGAGAUAUGCAGGGGUGUAUUCCUCGAAGCCAAAGACUAGAUUCUGUGUAGAGGCGGACAAGGGAUACAUCAGCUUCGACUGGAACAAACAAGGCAAAGACUUUUACGGUGACAAUCCAGACGAGACCAUUCUGACUGUGGUACUGCCACAUCAGGAACCACUCCUGCCGCAAGAGGGCCUCGUGGAUACACCGUUUGGGUUCAAAGGUUAUACAGGAGACUAUACAGUGAUGGAGGAAGACCUUCCAAGAGCGUCCAUGGAACCAGAUCCGAAGGCAAUCGAGAGAAUCAAAGAAGACCCAGAUAAACUACAGGAAAUACGAGAUGCCAUGGAAAAAGACUCCGCCUUCCAAACAUUGGUGAAAGACUGUAGCGACAACAGCCAACCUCAGAGUUACUGGGCGGGUAAAUCCAUCGGUAUGGUGACCAGGCUGGCAAGCAUCUCAAGAGCCUUGGGUACUGACCAUUACAUCAAACUGGACGAGGAUAUUAAGACAUGCUUGGACUUAUGGCUAGGUGUGGUCGACGGACUGACAGAGACAAACUCUUUUAGGUAUGACACAGUCUGGGGAGGAAUGUUUAUCCGAAGUGCAGAGCCAAAUCAAGAGGUGUUUCCGUGGACAAACUUUGGAUUCGUGUCUUACGCUGACCACCACUUCCAUCUUGGCUACUGGCUCUAUGCGAUUGCAUACUAUGCCACGUAUCAUCAAGAAUGGGCAAAACAGACAGAUAACUACGAUCGCAUUAUGGCUCUUGCCAGGGACGUCGGCAACCCAAGUAAAGCUGACAAGUUCUUUCCAACUGUAAGACAGAAGGACUGGUACCUAGGCUCCUCAUGGGCAACUGGAAUAGGAGGUGGUUCCAGACAAGAAGAGUCAUCCAGUGAGGCAAUUAACUGUUACCACGCCCUGGCAGCAUUGGGAGAAGCUCUCAACCACCCGACACUACGCGCAAUCGGACAACUUACAUUAGCAACCGAGAUUCGUGCGACAAGGACUUACUUUCACGUCCGCAACGACAACCAACAUCUUUUUCCGCCACUAAUAAGGAAGUACGGGGUCAUAGGUCAGCUGCAAGAGGAUGGGAUAUUCUAUUACACGUUGAAUUGGGAUUGCUCACCGAAUCAGUUUCCUCAGCGUCAUGGAUGUAUUGUUGGGAUUCAAAUCUUGCCAGUCAUUUCGGUGUCACAUCUGUAUAUGGACCAGGAAUGGGCACUGAACAUACGAGACAUAUGUACCUGGGCGAUCAACCCAUCUUCGGCUCCUGGUGCCUCAACCAUUGAUGCGAGGUAUACAUUGGACCCAGUCAUUACCAAUUGGUCGUCGUUUUGUCACGCCAUAAUGUCCAAGUGUGACGGCCAAGCACAGAUUGAGGCAGCCAGUUUCAUUAAGGGACUUGAAACCGCAGACCUGGAGCCUGGUUCGGGACUAGCGAGCAUGUUACUGUUUAUCUACGAAUCCACGUAGGGAUUAAAUGAGCUACACAUGAUUGUAAUCUUGAUAUGGAUUAAAAGGCUCGAGAUGGUUCCAAUCGCCUAAGGGAUUAUCAAGCUAGAAAUGAUUUUAAUCUUGAUAGGGAUUAAUCAACUAGAGAUGAUUCCAAUAUUCUUCGGGGAUUCACAAACUAGAGAUGCUGUUAAUAUUCUAAGGGAUUAGUAAGCCAGAUAUGAUUUCAAUACUCUUAUGAAUUAGUAUGCCAGAGAUGAUUUUAAUCUGAUUAGGGGUUAACAAACUAGUGAUGAUUUGAAGGUUAUUAGGGAUUACGAAUAAAAAUAGAGAUGAUUUCAAUCUGAUUAGGGGUUAACAAACCAGAAAUGAUGCCAAUCUUCUAAGGGGUUAACAAACCACACAUGAUUUCAAUAUUUGUAGGGAAUAGUAAGCAGGAGAUGAUUAAAUCGUCGUAUGGAUUAACAAGCUAGUGAUGAUUCCAAUCUUCGUAUGGAUUUACACACUUUUUAGAGAUAAUUUCAAUUUUCUUAAGGAUUAGUAAGCUAGAGUUGAUUGAAUCUUCUUAUGGACUAAGGGCUAGUGACGAUGUCAAUCUGAUUAUGUCAAUCACGGAAUAUUAUGCCAGAGAUGGUUGCAAUCUUUUUACGGAUAAGCAAGCUAGAGAUGAUUUCAAUCUUCCAAAAACCUAGUUGUAAGGUAUCCGGUUUACAAACUGCGCGGACUUUCUCACCUAGUGCUCAUUGUUUUGAUUUACUCUCUUAAAUAUACACCUUACUGCGUCAUAAUGACGUCAUCGUUUAGUUUGUUGAAUGACCAGUCAAACUAAUUAAUAGGUGACAGGAGUGGUUUAUUUCAAUAGGUGUACAAUAUAUAAUGGUUGAUGCUUUAUCAUAAGUUUACAAGAGCAUCAAAGUGCCUAAAACAAAAAAUAUUAAGUUUAAAUUUGCGGAAAUUGUAAUUGUUAAAUGAAUAAAUAAGCAAUUCUUCAGUUGUUAUUUGUUCAAUUUGAUUUUUAUAUGGUAAUUAAGGUACUAGUAGUAUCUUGUCAAGAGAUGCCCUGGAAUAAACAUUGUCUCUCUUUUUGUGAGAAAUGUGGUAGAAGUCUGAAUCAAUCAGUUUGUCGGGCACCACUUUAACUGCAAAGUUUCAUUUUGAUACCUGACAACUUUUGGUGCAGCCCUUGACCCCUGUAUACAUUACACAACAAUGCAAUUGACCGGAACACAACCGUCUCCUUGUCAAACAAGGUACAGAUAAUAAUUCAAGUACGUAUGUGCCGCAUGAAGGUUAGUUUAUAAUCAAGUAUUACAUUAUUAUGACGCUACUGCGUGUUGUAAUGAUACUAAGACGUAGACUGAGGACCGAAAUGAAGAAUGAACACAGUAUUGAAGAAUGAAGACAGUAAUAAAGGAACUGAAUCGUGAAGAUGGGAAUGAAGAAUGAAAACUGUACUAAAUAAUGGAGAAUAUAGACGAUGGGAAUGAAGAAUGGAGAAAGGAAUGAAGAAUGAAGAUAAGAUGGGAAUGAAG